Molecule: messenger RNA, 2196 nt
Organism: Pseudo-nitzschia multistriata
Lineage: Eukaryota; Bacillariophyta; Bacillariophyceae; Bacillariales; Bacillariaceae
Source: the annotation of a GenBank genome assembly
CGCCAGAAAAAAUGAAUCAACUUUGAACCAAGCUUUGAUCUUCCAACGGCUUGUCGUCCCAUCGGUAACACAUCCCUAUGUUGUGGAAGGAUACCAAAGUACUGUAGUAGUAUUCUGCAACCAACCAGACAGCUGUCCAGGACCACACAAGAAAAGAUGGCCGAAGAAGCAACAAAACCAACCGUGGUGAUGGUAACCGGUGGUUCCGGACUGGUCGGCCAGGGAAUCAAGGACUAUGUGACGGAAAACGACAACAAAAACACCAAGGCCGGAGAGACCUGGAUCUUUUUGUCCAGCAAGGACGGUGACUUGACGGACCGAAAAGCGACGGAGGCCAUCUUCGAAAAGCACAAACCUACCCACGUUAUUCAUUUGGCUGCCAAGGUCGGGGGUCUUUUUGCCAACAUGGCCGAGAAAGUGGAGUUCUACCGCGAAAACAUGAUAAUGAACGACAACAUCAUGGAAUGCAGCCGGAUCUACAAGGUCCAGAAGCUCGUUGGCAUGCUGAGCACCUGCAUCUUCCCGGACAAGACCACCUACCCCAUCGACGAAACCAUGAUCCACAACGGACCACCCCACCACUCCAACGAGGGAUACGCCUACGCCAAGCGCAUGAUCGACACCAUGAACCGCGCCUACGCCAGCGAAUACGGGUGCAACUUCACCUCCAUCAUCCCCACGAACAUCUACGGCAAGCACGACAACUUCUCGAUCGAAAAGGGCCACGUCAUUCCCGGCCUGAUCCACAAGUGCUACAAGGCCAAGGCGGACGACACGCCCUUUUGCAUAUGGGGCAGCGGGACCCCGCUGCGGCAGUUCAUUUACAGCCGCGAUCUCGCCGAGCUCACGGUGUGGGUCACGCGGGAGUACAACGAGCCCGAUCCCAUCAUUCUGAGCGUCGACGAGUCCGCCGAGGUCACCAUCAAAGACGUCGCCCUGGCCGUGGCCAAGGCCAUGAAGUUCGAGGGGAAGGUCGAAUUCGACACCAGCAAGGCCGACGGCCAGCACAAGAAGACGGCUUGCAACAAGAAGCUUCGAAAGUACCGCCCCGACUACGAGUUCACCUCCAUGCCCGAUGGAAUCCAGCAGUCCGUGGAUUGGUUUGUCGAGAACUACGACACGGCCCGCAAAUAAGGAACGCACGAAGCGGCAUCUGUUUCCCGUGUCCUAUCGAAGGAUUCACAGCUGAUUAAAUUUUUUGCAUCACUCGAAUGCUGAAAUCAUAUUCAGAUGAAAGCCACGUAGGGUUAACCUUCUCGGAAAACCAACUUCUUAAAGAUAGUGGAUCAUAAGGAGCAACCCUAAUAAUAUUAUUUCUACCCAUUGCCGCAUUACCCGUGUAUUUUGCGCUCAAAAUGACUUUUGCUCUAAGGCUAUGUUGUGCCUUGCGUGCAGUUGUGGAAAGGUACAGAUGUCUUCUGAGUGGCCAUUGGAAGAAAAUGUGACACGAGACUUUCGGUGUAGCACGAGUGCGAUGCCCCGAAGAAAGCCAGUACAUUCGAAAAAUGUCCCCAUGCUUCAUGGUCGAUAAAAAUUGUCCGCUCUCUUUAAAGCGAUGGAAAAACAAGAAAAGAAACGGAAGCUACCGUUCGAUAUGAGAGACAAAUAGUAGUGCAGUCCGAUAGAUGCUAUACCGGUGCGAUAGCAUUGCACAAGCGACAAUUCAUCGCGCACAUAGUUACUUGUUUGUUACCAGUACGUACUACGAAGAAACGAUGAGGCGAAUUAGAAGACCGAUUCUGCGGUCAUUCCUUUCUUCCCCUCCACGGUCAUCUGUUGGCAGCAUUUUUCGAGUGAUGGCACUAGUCUAGUGGAUGGUGGGAACCAUGGACAAUUUUCCAGGGUUGGAAAUCCCGGUGAGCAGUAGGGUGAGUAAAACUCAUGUUUCAGGUACACUAUUCGUGAAAAGAUCCUUCUUGAACUUUUCCCUGCUGUUUGUACCACAAGUGAAGCUUAAUGCCGUUCACCAAAGUAUGGUUUCCGUUUUCGCACGAGGAACUACAUUUCGAAUUAAUCAGAUAAUCUUCCUCCGAAUUUGUUGCGAGAAAAGACUCCAAAAGACUCCUGGUUCUCAUCGCUCUUGCAGAAGUACAAAUAUUGAAUCAGCAUUGCAACAUAAAAACAGAGGAGGAAUUAAUCUGAUCAUUUCAAGGAAUGGUUUUGUCAUACGCGGCAGAGUAAAGUAGAAUAUCAUGU